AUGUCCAUCGGUCGCUCUCAAGGUCAGAUCAUUUCAAAGGAUUCACUCCCAGCACAUCCCCUUCUCUCCCCUGCACCUUCACACACCUCAAGCCCAUCUCUUUCUCCUUCCACAACACUCGCUUGCGCAUCCCCGCAGCCUAUAUCCACUUCCCCAAAAUAUGUCCCCUACACACCCAGGCACAAGCCAGUCGCCUCAACGUCCAACACCACCGCACCAGCAGCAGCACUCACAACGAACAACGCUACCGGAAGUCCGACGAGCUCUGCGACUGCGGGAGGAGCGACAAGAGAGCUGCAGAGGCAGAAUAUGAAGUCUGAAAUUCAGGGGUUGGGACUGAGCGGCGAGAGUGCAGGGUGGGGGAUGCUUGAUCGCCUGAGUAGCCUCGGGGUGGCGGAUGAUGAGUGGGAAGAGGUAUGGGGGAUGAUCACUGUUGGAAAAGCUACGUUGUUGUUGCCAAAAGAACCACUAGCGCCGGGAGAGAUCACAGCGGAUCUGGUAAGAGAUCACGUAGUGUUCCUCUCCCCUCCAGCGAGCAGCUCGCCGUCUCCCGUCGUCACUCUCUCCGGUCUAAGAGGCACAGCAGACAGCAAUUCGCUCAUAUUCCGUUCCUCUCUCCCGACCGACUGUACCCAAUUCACCAACCUCGUCGCACCCACUUCCCGGGGCCCGACGCUCGCUGCUCUCCCCCCACUCCCCCUCCCGCUAUCAAACGCAGACCUCUCUACCCCAUACCCGACAUUCAUCGUCCACGGCCCCCCGACCCCCGUCCCUCUCCCACCACGUCCCUCUCCCGUUCCCCCUCCACUCCCUAACCGGCCCAAGCCCGCCCAGCACCCAACAAACCGGCUCGUAUCCCUCCCCUUCUCCCUCUUUGGGUCCAAAUCCCCUACUCCCACCCCGGCCCCGCCUCCUCCCGUCCCCGUGCCUUCCCCGCCUACUCCUCCCACCCACCUGGUAGGCGAAGGACCGACAAUCGACGUAUGGCCUAUCGAAACCCUCCUCCGCACGAGGGAGGUCGUGCACCAGAUCGGGCGCGCAGUGAAAGCAGAGAUCAAGCUUGCCCUCCACGGCCUGCCCGGCUGGGUCACAGAUCGUGUUAGUACAUUCGUCGCUCCCUACCUUCCCGCGCUCGCCCAGGCUAAGAAAGGCAAGCUCCGCCCUUCCCCCUUCAGCACGUUUACGCUCAGCAACGGAGCUUCCAACUCCAGCUCAGGUGCCGGUGCGCACGCUAGCCCCAGCCCCAACCCAAGCCCAAGCCCCGAACAGCAGCCAACGCCCGAAGCGUUCCAGCAGUUCUACAGCAGCAUACAUCAGGAUCUGCAGCUGUACUUCGAGCACGCCCACAGUCCUACCACGAGCUUGCUAGGCCGGAGGAGUAAGGAGCUAGACCACCCAGCAGAGCGGGAAGAAGAAGAGCGCGAGAAAGAGCUAGACGAAAAGGCUUCUUUCUUCCACGGCUCAACACGCGCCGCUGCGCUCCGCGACGCCCUGGAUCGCGUGGAAGCUGUCGUCUGCAUUCUCUUGUUUGACAGACUGUUCCGCCCCCAGGACUCGGAUGACGACAGACAUGACGAGGCGCUCGCGAGUAGGAUCGCUGCUCUGAACAUGCUUGAUCUUGGUCUGGAGCACCUGGGGGUGGACGUCGUAGGCCGCAAGGGGGAGGGGGACAAAGAGGUCGAGGAAGUGGUCAAGGCUUGUGGACGGGAACUCCAGAAACUGCCUUUGGUCCAAGCCCCAAGGGAGAAAGCGGCUAUCCUAGUCACGGCACACAAGAUCGUUGCGGACGGUUUGGCCCAGCUGCCGCCUCUCAGGCUCAGGCCGGAAACAGAGGUAGAGCAGGAACUCGAGCUAGAGUUGGGCGAACGGACGGCCCGGCCUGCCCUGCUCGAAGAAAGCGGGGAGCUCACGGCAAGGCCUUUCCCUCCCAAUCCGGCGAUUCACGUCCAAUUGGAAGAACAGGAGCUGCAGGAAGGCGUGAACGGUUAUCCCCCGGCGCUGCAUGCUAGUAUGGAGCAGGAACUCGAGCAGGCGCAGAGGGAUACCGUUACUUCCCGCUCUUCUGCGUCGGAGGGGGAGGGACAGGACGUGUUCGUACGCACUCCUCCAGUGCCGCCUUUACGUUUCCCUGAGCGGGUGGGGGAGGAAGAAUCGCAGGGGCAGAGAGAGCCCCCUCCCCUCCCUCCACGGCACCGGUCUGCUUCUCCUCCUCCUUCCUCUAUCUCCCCCGCUCGCUCCUCCUCCCCGCAAGCAACAGCAGCAGCGGACCUCAUGCUCCCCCUCAUCAUCUUCGCUGUGGUCAAGUCGAACCCUGCUCAGCUUGUGAGCCACCUGCUCUAUGUCCAGCGGUAUAGGGACUCGGCUGUCGGGGGGGAAGAGAACUACUGCUUGAUAAACCUUAGCGCUGUUGUCGAGUUCCUGGAACAUGUCGAUCUAGGUGUACUGGGACUAGGAGGGCAGGACAAGGUGCUUAGCAUCGACGAGCUUACUCCUAUCCCGCUUGUCCGUUCCCCGCAAGCGCAAGCCCAGGCCGAAGCGGUCGAGAACAUGGGCGGUCGGCUCCGGGGUACGGUGAAUCAGGUUGGGGAGCUCGCGGCUUCGACAAACAAGGUCAUAUCGGGCGUUGUCGAUUCCUCCUUCUCCGCCCUCCGGGGUUUGCUCAGCCAGAAUCAGGGGACAAUGUCCGCCGACCCCGGGUCGCCAACUGACGAGCUGGCGAAGAUUGCUCGACCAGGAUUCGGACUCCUCAGACGUGCAAGCGGGUUCUCUAUCGCUAGUAUGGCUGCUAGCUUACCUGGCGGGCAUGGGAGGGCGAGGAGCAUGCAUGGGGAGGAAGACGAGGAGGGUGGGAGGCCGUUGGUUGAGGUUGUUGGUUCGAGGGCGAACUCGAUCAGGGAGGAGAGGGAGACGGAUAGUGAUGGGUCUGAGGAGGAGACUGGGACUUCUGGCCAGACGGAGGAGGAGGAUGAGGAUGAGGAAGAAGAAGAGGACGAGGAGCGUGAGCCGGGGUACAGGUCCGACGUCCGCAGCGUUCGAAGUUUCAGCAGUAUGAUGUCCCGUGAGAGUAGGGAUAGGGAUGAGCGCAGGGAAAGGAUGAGCAUCCAUGAUCGGCUGGCGAACAUGGCUGCGGGGAGGUUUAAUCAUCCCAAGGGCGCUUCGGGCGCGGGACAUGCAGAUCCUGCAGGGAGGAAGCAACAGUCUCCGCCCAGGUCGAGGAAGAACUCGCUGUUGUCGCCUAAUGCUCCGGCGGGGAACGUACAUCCCCAGCCUGGGAUAGACUCGCACUCCCCUUCUCCGAGGGACCAGUCCCCCGCUGUCCUGCCCGCUGCUCUCCCAUCCCCGCCCGCGCCCCUACCGCUGCCUAAAAUACAUGGUCCGAGCACGAGGUUCAUGGAAUGCAGUCCGGACGACCUGAGGCUGAGCGAGAUUGGAGAAUUGCUCAGGGAGUAUAGGAGGGUUGUGGGGGCUUUGAAGGUUGUGGGAGGGUUUGAGGAGUAG
Messenger RNA from Dacryopinax primogenitus, 3498 nucleotides. RefSeq lists its product as uncharacterized. The transcript is spliced from 4 exons. The record is from RefSeq and is a predicted model, not a curated record. Bases 1 to 3498 code for a protein of 1165 amino acids. Gene Ontology annotation, biological process: vesicle-mediated transport. NCBI's taxonomy places the organism in Eukaryota, Fungi, Basidiomycota, Dacrymycetes, Dacrymycetales, Dacrymycetaceae. Gene Ontology annotation, cellular component: endocytic vesicle; cytosol. Gene Ontology annotation, molecular function: guanyl-nucleotide exchange factor activity; small GTPase binding.